GAUAAAAAUAUUGCUAGUAAAGAAAUAACAUCAGCUUGAAAUUUCGCGAAUUAAUUUGAUCCAAUUUGGGGAUACAAACAUCAAUGGUUCUGACAGUAGGUUUAUCUUUGUAAGACUACUCCAUGUUUGAUGCUCCUUGUGCUUAGAGGUUUCCACCAUGGUGAAGAAAACGUUGGCGGACAAAACGCCUCAAAACGAAGAUUCUGCGAAAAAUAAUGACGAUACAUUGAACGACGAUGAAGAAGCAAAUUUUAGCGAUCCCGAAGGAUUUGUCGACGAUAUCACUGACGAAGAACUUCUUGGUGAUAUAUUGAAGCAGAAGCCAUCAGAGACAGAUGGAGUGGAAUCAGUGAUUGUCGUUGACGGCGUUCCUCAGGUUGAACCAGAAAGAUUAGAAAAACUUCAAUCUGUCAUUAGCAAAGUCUUAGGAAAAUGUGGUACAAUAGUUAACCAAUAUUAUCCUAAGAAUGAGAAUGGAUACACAAAAGGAUACAUAUUUCUGGAGUACAAUAACCCUCCUAAUGCCUUAGCAGCUGCUAAAUCUGUAAAUAAUUACAAAAUUGAUAAGCAACACACAUUUAAAGUAAAUUUAUUUACCGACUUCAAGAAAUUUGAAGAGAUCUCAGAAGAAUGGGAACCACCUAAACCACAACCAUUCAAAGCUGCAACGGAUUUACAUUAUUAUCUUUUAGAACCAGAUGCUUAUGAUCAGUUCUGUGUACUUUGUGGAAAUGGUCCCUCUCUUACUGUUCAGGUUUGGCAAAAUUCUGCCCCUGAACCAACAUUACUCGAAGAACGUUCGCGUUGGACAGAGACCUAUGUCAAAUGGUCUCCAUUGGGAACAUAUUUGGCAACAUUUCACAAACUUGGUGUUGCAUUAUGGGGUGGUCCUCAAUUUUUACAACAAGCAAAAUUCGGUCAAAAGGGUGUUGAAUGCAUCGACUUCUCACCUUGUGAACGUUAUCUAGUAACUUACACUCCUCGAACUGAUCUCGGUUCGGAUCAGAAACGACUUGUCAUUUGGGACAUUUUGACCGUUCAGGAGAAACGUGCGUUUGAUGCAGAUGGAUCUUCCGUGUGGCCCAUUUUCCGCUGGUCGUAUGAUGAUAAAUAUCUUGCUCGUAUGGGAGAAGAUAUUUUGAGUGUUUAUGAAACACCGUCAUUUGGAUUAUUGGACAAGAAAAGUAUAAAAAUUCCUGGAAUCAGAGAUUUCAGUUGGUCUCCAACAGAUAAUGUUCUCGCUUACUGGGUACCGGAAGAUAAAGAUGUUCCGGCUAGAGUCACUCUUCUUGAAAUUCCAAACCGUAACGAAAUACGUAACAAGAAUUUGUUUAACGUCGCCGACUGCAAGAUUUACUGGCAAAAGUCAGGGGAUUACCUUUGCGUGAAAGUAGACCGUUUUGCCAAACGUAAAGAAAAGACGGAACAGAAGUACACGGGUAUGUCGUACAAUUUCGAAAUCUUUCACAUGAGAGAAAAGCAAAUUCCAGUUGACAGUGUGGAAAUAAAAGAACCAAUUCAUGCGUUCGCCUGGGAACCUGUUGGAAGUAAAUUUGCUAUCAUUCACGGGGAGAUUCCAAGUGUUAACGUUAGUUUCUACGAAGUGCGGUAUGGUCAUCAACCUGCUCUUCUUAAAAAAUUGGAGAAGAAAGCUUGCAAUCAUUUGUUCUGGUCACCUUCGGGACAAUUUAUCGUACUUGCGGGAUUAACGACCAUGGCAGGUGCUUUAGAGUUUAUUGAUACUAAUGAUUUUACUGUUAUGAAUUCGACUGACCAUUAUCAAACUUCGGAUGUGGAAUGGGAUCCUACUGGACGAUAUGUUGUAACAGCGGUUUCCAGCUGGAAAACUAGCGUCGAUAAUGGAUACUGGAUAUGGACUUUCCAAGGACGUAUCUUGAAGAGGGUUAAUCUUAAUCAAUUUAACCAGCUGCUAUGGCGACCAAGGCCGCCAACGUUAUUAACGCCAGAACAAAUUAAGGAAAUCAAGAAGAACUUGAAGAAGUAUUCUGCACAAUUCGAAAGCAAAGAUCGUAUGCGAUUAACACGUGCCUCGAAGGAAUUAAUUGAGAAACGGUGCGCAGCCAUGAAGGCGUUCGAUGAAUACCGAUCGCAACGCGUGCAAGAAUGGAACAAUCAAAAGAAACGACGUUUAGAAUUACGCAAUAAUAUUGAUACCGAUGAAUUAGAUUCUGAUUCGAAGAACGUAGAAGAAGAAGUAAUUGAAUUUUUCGUCAAGGAGGAAACAUUCGUUAUCGACGACAAAUAAAACUUUCUGGGAAAAUCUUUUCUCUAACUGCCAUUUCUGGAAAUCUCUAGUGCAAAACCAAUUCAAUCAUUUGUGCAAAGUGUCAUCGAAACAGAAAUCUUCCGGAGUCGCAGUAAUUGUGACUCCCAAUAGUGGACAAUGACUAUUCUAAGUGGUUAUGAACAAUUUCUCUUAUAUUACAUUUGCAGUUUAAUUGGAAUUGUUUCUAUUGUAUCGACGUUUCGUAUAAAACGUCGCAAUCAUAGUACCAUAAAGUUUUAUCACGUUCCAUACAGGAUAGUAUGUCAAUCAACAAAUAAUUAUCAUCAGUGUAACCUCAGAACAAUGCACUUUUUAUUUAUCGAACCCAUAUAGCUCGAUCUAUCAAUUCAAUCCUAUUUAUUAACGGAGAGGGACACUUAGAUUUUUUAUUUAUAUUUUUCCACUAAUCUUAAAUAUACUGUACAUUAUAUAAAUGAAGAGACUACGUAAAUUAAUAAUCCGACAGGAUAAUCCUUAUUUACAUGUUUAUUUUAUACAAUAAACACAUU
Messenger RNA from Nomia melanderi (Alkali bee), 2796 nucleotides. It is a transcript of the gene eIF3b, whose product is annotated as eukaryotic translation initiation factor 3 subunit B. NCBI's taxonomy places the organism in Eukaryota, Metazoa, Arthropoda, Insecta, Hymenoptera, Halictidae. Gene Ontology annotation, biological process: translational initiation. Gene Ontology annotation, cellular component: eukaryotic translation initiation factor 3 complex. The record is from RefSeq and is a predicted model, not a curated record. Gene Ontology annotation, molecular function: translation initiation factor binding; RNA binding; translation initiation factor activity.